Molecule: messenger RNA, 516 nt
Organism: Microtus ochrogaster (prairie vole)
Lineage: Eukaryota; Metazoa; Chordata; Mammalia; Rodentia; Cricetidae
Gene: Defb129
Product: defensin beta 129
Biological process (GO): innate immune response
Cellular component (GO): extracellular region
Source: RefSeq, a predicted model, not a curated record
AUGAAGUUCCUUUUUCCUCUUGUAGCCAGCCUUAUGCUACAGUAUCAAGUGAAAUCAGAGUUUUUGAUCGUGAAAAAAUGUAUAAUGGGCUUUGGGAGAUGCAAAGACAGCUGCUUCGCAGAGGAAAUCGAGAUACAGACCUGCAAAUCCAAAAAAUGCUGCAUUGGGUCCAAAGUGACUAAACUGAUUAAAAGCUACCUGCGACACGAAAUUCCCCACAUCCCUGACAAGGACCUCGUGGAGAUGCUGAAGAGCGAGAAGAAGUCCAGAGAAGAGCUGCGAAGGAAACAGGCCUUAGUCACACUCCCCCAAAUCGGAGUUGUCAACCCUUUGCUCAGUAUCAACUCUGCCAUUGUCCCAAAAGGCUCCCCUGUGAAGUCUGUCACCCCCAGGCCAGGCAGACAUGGCUUGGGCGGUAUUGUUUCCACCAAGAGGCAUGUGGAACCAAUCAGGGAUUCUGCCAAUGCUGCCCCUCAGUCCCGACCUGGACCACCUUGGCAGCAGGGAAGCAGAUGA